Messenger RNA from Endocarpon pusillum Z07020, 3249 nucleotides. RefSeq lists its product as uncharacterized. Gene Ontology annotation, cellular component: preribosome, small subunit precursor; nucleolus; cytoplasm. The coding region runs from base 1 to 3249 and encodes 1082 amino acids. The transcript is spliced from 4 exons. Gene Ontology annotation, biological process: rRNA processing. NCBI's taxonomy places the organism in Eukaryota, Fungi, Ascomycota, Eurotiomycetes, Verrucariales, Verrucariaceae. Gene Ontology annotation, molecular function: snoRNA binding. The record is from RefSeq and is a predicted model, not a curated record.
AUGCCUCCACCUUUGUCAUCUUCAGCACCGAGUCGACCGGUAACCCGAAGACACAACCCUCUGGCCGAAGAUCUUUCACCCGCUGCCCACCUUCGCACCAAAUCCACAGUCUCCACAACCGGAAAGCGGAAAUCUCGGUCGUUCGAAGAGAAUGGCGAUAGUUACAUUGAUGCGGUAUCUUCGCGCAAAAUUCUCGCUAUAGCGCAAGAUCUCGUUGAGGAAGACGCAUCGGGGACGAAUAGAAUCGGAGCAGUUGGUGCGCCAAAUGCUGCCUUCGCUUUUGACUCAAGAGUUGCGGUCGAAGUCUCUGAUAAUGAACAAGAUGGGAAUGACAUAAAUCGUGAUGAGGAGGCAGAGUGGAUGCCGGACGAGGAUGUUGAGGAGGAGGAUCUUGAUCCAAGUGACCUCGCGGUUUAUAAUAAGUUCCUUUUGGAAGAUGACACAGCGGCAACAGUAGCACCAUCGCUUGCUACGCUCUCCACAAGUGGCCGAGUGGCAGGAAAGGAUUGCCCACGUGCAGGAGACGAGGUUCGCAAGGACAAUCAGACAACGAAUCUGGCCGACCUGAUACUCCAACGCAUCGCCGAGAAAGAAGCCCUCGACCAGCGCAAAGCAAACCUGCAAAACGCCUCUAUCAAUGACGCUACGUCUCUUGCUUCCGAGAUACCGCCCAAAGUCAUGGAAGUCUUUACAAAAUGUGGCCAGUUGUUAUCUCGUUACAAGUCCGGUCCGCUUCCUAAACCCUUCAAGAUCAUCCCCACCCUCCCAUCUUGGCCAGACCUGCUCACGAUCACCCGGCCCGAAUCUUGGACGCCUAAUGCUGUAUUCGCUGCAACCAAGAUCUUUAUCUCAGCCCCGCCUGAUGUGGCGCAACACUAUCUCAAUACCGUGCUCCUAGAUCGCGUGAAAGAAGAUAUCUACGAGACCAAGAAGCUGAACGUACAUCUAUACAACGCACUCAAGAAAGCACUCUACAAACCAGCCGCCUUCUUUAAAGGCUUUCUCUUCCCUCUGGUCAUUGAAAACUGCACACUACGAGAGGCCAACAUUGUAUCGAGCGUCCUAGUUCGUGUCAGCAUACCGGUCCUGCAUUCUGCGGCGGCAUUGCUUCGACUGUGUGAGAUCGCAGCAGAUCAAAGUACGACGGUCAACACCGAGAGUGCUGGCGCAUGUAACAUCUUCAUCCGUAUUCUGUUAGAGAAGAAGUAUGCAUUGCCUUACAAAGCAGUGGAUGCACUUGUCUUUCAUUUCCUGCGGUUUCGAAAUUCCAAAUCAGCAGCGGAAGAUGGUGAUACAGAGAUGUCAGGUGUACAGAACAAAUCCAAGCAGAUUGUAAAGGAUGAUAAGCUUCCGGUUUUGUGGCAUCAAUCUCUUCUUGUAUUCGCACAAAGAUACAAGAAUGAUAUCACAGAAGACCAACGGGAGGCAUUACUCGACCUCCUCCUUGUAAGAGGACACAAGGACAUUGGGCCUGAGGUUAGGAGGGAGCUGUUGGUUGGGAGGGGCAGGGGUACUGUGCAGCAGCUCGAUAGGGAAGAUGUCAGUGAUGGUGAUGAAAGGGAGGCCGUAAAAUUCCGCGGGUCUUUCACAUCGAAGGUGAUGUUCAAUGUAGCCCUGGCUUUCGAGUUUUCCAUUGGCAGUGGGAAUGAACUUCAGCUGGUUCGCCGACCUGAAGUUGUGGCUGGCAUGGAUCUGUCCUCUGGUCGAGGUCAGCGGGAGAAGAAGCCGACUGAGAAGGUCAAAGACACUUCCGUGAAGAAAGACGAGCCUAUCUCUGGUCAGCUUGUUCCACCCAAGUACAAGCUUCCUGAACCGGAUCCAAAAUGGUUUGAGAAACCAAAAGAGAUCCCAAAGACAUUCCACCACACGAAGAUCAACGAAAAGACAGGUGAGAAAUUCGAUUUCUACAGACUUGGUCCACAUCUGGAGUCCAAGGACAAACACCACUACUGCCGCGCAAUUCGUGACCAAAGCACUGGUCUUUUCCACAAUGUCGAAGCCCCUCCCUAUCACGCACGUCUCAGCGACGAAGAGCAUCCUCAGUGCCAGGACAAGCUGCUUCACCUAUUUGGCAAGGACAUGUUGGCAAUGAACGGCGAGAGCGGUCACUUUACCACCAAAGCCAAUGUCUUUGCACGCGAGGGUACACUCUACUAUGAAACCAAAAUUAUCUCAACUGCUCCAAUCAAAGAACUGAGUACCGAGCCGCUUGCAGUUACACAAAACCGCACCAAGACCAUGACUGAUACAGGUCGAGGGAGUCUGACCAUUGGUUUUGCCCGUCGCGAACAUCACUAUGGUCAGUCUCUUGGCUCCAAUCGUUACAGCUAUGGUGUCAGGACUGCCGCGGCUGCCAGCAGGUAUGGCAAUGGAAGUUUUCAGUCUCAGUACUGGAUGGUUAAACCGAAGAAUCCAGGACACCUCAAAGAUGGCGACGUGGUUGGUCUUAUGAUCACCCUUCCUCCCCUCGAUAUUCACCAGAAAGUUGCAAAAGGUACCUUUGAUCACGCGACCGAUGCGCCUCAACUUAAGGUCGGUCCUAAACAGUUCAAAAAAGCCAGCAAAUCCGCAUCCAAGGGCAAGGGAAAGAAGAAGGCUGUUCAGGUUGCUGAAGAGGAGACCGCGAAGCCGGAUCCUACCACACCAGCAAAUCUUGACAUCAUUCGCGAUCGCUAUCCUGUCUACUACAAGGGCAACAUCUACCAUGAGUCCAGCGAGUAUUCACCAAAUAUCUACGACAUGAGUGCCGUUCCGAUCGAGACAAGUAAGAAAGCCACGAUCAAUCCUGAGACUGCCAAACCUUGGGACAUGACCAAUGAUAUUCAUCCUAACUGUGAAGUUCCUUACUUCCGUACCCUUCCUGGCUCAAAGAUCGAAAUGUGGCUUAAUGGUGAAUACCAGGGCGUUGUAUUCGAACACCUGCUUGCUUUCCUCCCCCCUUGCAGCUACAUUGACGUAAGUGGGGCUAAGAAGCAGAUCAAAGAACCUUACGACGAUGGUACGCUUGGUUACUAUCCUGCUAUCUCUACCUACCAAGGUGGUGCAUGUGCGGUCAGAUUUGACGAGCCGUUUUGGCAUGGUGUUCCUAAAGAUCGUCCUGAGGCUAGACCAUUUGGUAUUCGUUACAACGAGCAGAUUGCAGAAGAUGAGGCGGCUGAUCUGGUUGACGAGGUCGCUUGGGGCAUCGGCAGUGGUGGUGCCGAGGCGCAAAUUCAAGCUCCAGGCACAGUAGCUCAGCAGGAGGCUUGA